AUGAAAGCAAUAAUUGUGAUAUUUACUUUAUUUAUUUUUUCAUAUAAUAUAAAAUUAGCAAAAUUUGAAAAAUCAUUAUUUAAUUAUCUAAGUGAAUUAUCUUUUAAUGAGCCUUUUGAAAAGCUAUUUGAAAAUUGUCUUGAAAUUCCUAAUAACUUGUGCUUAGGAGGAACAACUACUCCCAUUAUUUCUCACAGUAUACCUAAUGGAUUAGUAGGGAGAUGGACAUUUGAUGAUGUAUAUGCAUUAGACUAUAGUUCAAAUCAAAAUCACAUGCACAAGUUUAUAAGAACCGGGCCUAGCUUUAAUGGGCAUGGUUAUAGUGGAGCAUUUAUAGGAGAUAUAUCAGGAUUCGUUCCUUCUGGUGAAACAUUAAAAACAACUGAAUUUACCAUAGUAUUCUGGAUUUAUCUACUAGAAAGAUCAACUAGUCACUUUCGCAACAUUAUUUCACAAAUAGACAACAAAGAAGAAAAAAUAGCUAUAUUAUUACAUCCUUAUAUAACAAAAAUAUCAGUACGAAUAAUUGGAGAAGAUAAUUCGAAUGAAGGUUUAUCUUCUAUUGGUUAUAUUCCAUUGAGAAGAUGGACUAAUAUUGCUAUAACAUUAAAUGAAAAACAAAUAGAAAUAUACAUAAAUGGAGUAUUUGAUAAUUCAGUACAUUUAAAAAAUAAGAUUGUAGAGAAAGGAGGAAAUAUAACAAUAGGAAAAAAUAACAAUUAUUCUAGUUUUAACGGAUAUUUAGAUGAAUUACAUUUUUAUAACAGAAGUUUAAGUAUUUCAGAAAUAAAAUCUUUUUCCAUCCCAAGCAUAACAGGAAUAUAUGAUACAGAUUUUGUCCAUAUUGGUUGUCUUAGUUGUGACUAUGAUACUGCUAAAAGUGAUAAUUUAUGCAAAAAAAAUUAUGAAUUAUGUUCUUUAUUUAAUUUAUAUAAUGGGGGAAUACAUUAUGCAAGGGUAAAUGGGAUUCUUACAGAAAAAUCAAAUAUUUGGACUUCUGAUAUAUCAGAAGAUACUAUAGAAAAAGGAGAAAACAGAAUUGCUUUAUGUUGUAAAAUAUACAAGGAUAAUAUUUAG
Plasmodium relictum is the source of this 1077-nucleotide messenger RNA. Its product is annotated as conserved Plasmodium protein, unknown function. The record is from RefSeq and is a predicted model, not a curated record. Lineage: Eukaryota; Apicomplexa; Aconoidasida; Haemosporida; Plasmodiidae. The transcript has 4 exons. The coding region runs from base 1 to 1077 and encodes 358 amino acids.